AUGACGCAAAUCGAUGCUCUUGCGCAGGCAAAAUCUCAACUGCCUCCUUCAUUUCCCAUCAUCUGGCGAGGCGAUGUAAGUUGGGAAAGGGCCAGGGUGGGCCGCGUCUUCAACCACCGCCGACCAUCCAGUCAGCCUCUUGCCGUCGUCGAAGCCACCAGGGAGGAUCACAUCGUAGAGGCUGUUCGGCUCGCACGCACUCUGGGUGCCCGGGUCUCAGUGCGGUCUGGUGGCCAUAGUUGGGCAGCCUGGAGUGUGCGAGAGGGUGCCGUUCUUAUCGACCUGGGCAAGUAUCACGAAUUUCUUCUAGACGACAGUACCGGAGUGCUACAAGCAUCACCUAGCAUGACUGGUAGGAUGGUCAACAAGCUGCUGGGCUUACGUGGCCGCAUGUUCCCCGGUGGCCAUUGCCCAGAGGUUGCUCUUGGAGGAUUUCUUCUGCAAGGAGGCAUGGGGUGGAAUUGCAAGAACUGGGGCUUUGCCUGCGAAAGGUUGAUGGCUCUUGACGUGGUGACGGCCGAUGGGGAGAAGCGACACUGUGAUAAAACCACCAACACGGAAUUAUAUUGGGCGGCACGUGGAUCAGGCCCAGGAUUCCCGGCUGUCGUUACGAGAUUCUAUCUCCAAACAAUUCCUGUCUUCAACCACAUGCGAUCAUCGGUCUACAUAUACGAGAAGAAAGAUUAUGAAGCGGCCUUUUCUUGGGUUUUAAAGCUUGCUCCUACUUUCGACGAGGGCACUGAGAUUGUUGCAGUUGGACAACAUUUACCAGGCCGGGAAGGAGAGCAUAUAUUAAUCUCCUUCGUCACUUUUAAAAAUAGUGACGAAGAAGCCCGGUCCGCGCUGCAGCCGGCUCAAGACUCAGCACCACCAGGUCACGUAGAUUCGUGGUUUUGCAAGACAACUUCACUAGCGGAGCAGUACGAUGAUCAGCAUUCUGCCAACCCUGAGGGUCACCGAUAUGCAGUUGACAACUCUUAUAUCCGAAAUGAUGCCGACGUGGUUUCUGUCCUAAAGGAGUCCUUCACAUCGCUCCCCACAAAAAAGUCUUUUACCCUUUGGUACGCGAUGGCUCCCGGCUCUCGACGCAGUAUCGAGGAUGACACCCUUGAAGAUAUGGCGCUCUCGAUGCAGACCGAUCAUUACUAUGCUGCCUAUGUCAUCUGGGAAGAUCAGGCCGACGACCUCAAAUGUCAAUCUUGGCUUACACAUGUCUUUGAUAAGAUCAAGCGGGACUCAGAAGGAUCUUAUCUUGGAGACGCCGAUUUUCAAAAGCGCUUGACCGUGUUCUGGGGGCAGGACCAAGGCAAGAGACUCAUGAACAUCAGGAAGAAAUGGGACCCUCAAGGUGUAGUGGCUGGUUAUCUCAAUAAGGGAGACCAAAAUGGUGUGGACGGUUUAGAAAAUGUACAUAACUAG
Messenger RNA from Fusarium odoratissimum NRRL 54006, 1419 nucleotides. RefSeq lists its product as uncharacterized. Gene Ontology annotation, molecular function: FAD binding. Lineage: Eukaryota; Fungi; Ascomycota; Sordariomycetes; Hypocreales; Nectriaceae. Bases 1 to 1419 code for a protein of 472 amino acids. The record is from RefSeq and is a predicted model, not a curated record. The transcript has 4 exons.